Sphaeramia orbicularis (orbiculate cardinalfish) is the source of this 1082-nucleotide messenger RNA. RefSeq lists its product as uncharacterized. Gene Ontology annotation, biological process: regulation of apoptotic process. NCBI's taxonomy places the organism in Eukaryota, Metazoa, Chordata, Actinopteri, Kurtiformes, Apogonidae. The transcript is spliced from 8 exons. The record is from RefSeq and is a predicted model, not a curated record. Gene Ontology annotation, molecular function: protein binding. Bases 36 to 1082 code for a protein of 348 amino acids.
CAGUAGCUGUGAGUCUCUGCGUCUCUCCAUGAAGAAUGGAUCAGUGUGAGGACAGAGAGGAGGGAGCCCCUCCCCCAAAGACCACCGACAGGACCCCCCCAGGACCUGGACCCGACAGACCCCUCAAAGCUCAGAGGAUCCACCACAGACCAGAGUCCUCUGGACCUGAUCCUGGACCUGGAUCCAGUUGUGCGUCCUUCAGGAGUGACCGGUCCAGCAUGGAACCACCAGAUUUUUCCACAGAGACAGUGGAGCAGCAGAGCUCAGAGGUUCCCAGUGAUCCACAGCAUCCAACUCAGCUGGACUCCACAUGUGAGGAAACACAGAUGGCGGCAUUUAAAGAAACUCUGUUGAAAAUUCUGGAGGAUUUGAAUGAUAGUGACUUUAAAAAGGUCAAGUUGUUCUUGGAAAAUGAAAAACCACGAAUCCCAGUGAGUAAACUGGAGGAUGCAGACCGGAUAGACACAGUACGUCGGAUGGUCCAGACCUACUACACAAAUACUCAGAAAGUCACUGUAAGGAUUCUGAAGAAGAUGGAAAGGACUGAUCUGGUGAAGAAACUUCCAGAAGGCAUCCUAGUAUGUAAAGAGAGCAUUGACCAGUGUCGGCGAAAACUGAAGGAUAAGCUGAAGCGGAAGUUUGUGCGUGUGUUUGAGGGCAUCGUUAAAGCGGGACACCCCAAAACCCUCCUGAACCAGAUCUACACAGAGCUCUACAUCACAGAGGGAGGGGCUACAGAGGUCAACCAGGAACAUGAGGUCAGACAGAUUGAAAAAGCAUCCAGGAAACUGACUGUCUAUGGCCUAUCAGAUGAAGGCUUUGAAGGUCUGUCCUCAGUUCUCAGAUCCCAGUCCUCUAGUCUGAGACAUCUGGCCCUCAGCACCAAUGACCUGGAGGAUUCAGGACUGAAGAUCCUCCUGGCUUCAGUGGGCGUCUACCGCUGCUCCUUCUGUUCCAGAUCAUUAGUGUGCAUGAGCUGUCAGUGUAUCAAAGAUCUGGGAAAAGUCAGAUGUCUCACUCUGAGCUACUUCAACUGGCUACGGUCGAACAUGGUUUAUCCUGGGAUUGGAUACACACGAUGA